Molecule: messenger RNA, 563 nt
Organism: Penicillium subrubescens
Lineage: Eukaryota; Fungi; Ascomycota; Eurotiomycetes; Eurotiales; Aspergillaceae
Exons: 3
Coding region: 90-563 (157 amino acids)
Source: RefSeq, a predicted model, not a curated record
GGAGCCUGUUUCCGGCCCCCGGCCUCACUGCAAACAUCAAAUAUUUGAGGAUAGCAAGUCGGCUCACGUAUCAUAAGGGGCUGCCCAUAAUGCUCAUAAAGCGUGUAUACAGCCUUGGGAGGAUAUGCAUCCUAGGCCAGUGGUUUUUUACCUUCUGGGUACUGGGCGUAACAGCCCAGUCGCUCCGUCUGUCGAAUGGGCUGCCCUCUAUUGUCCCGAUGCUCGGAUAUGCUGUGUCCAGCGCCGCCAUCCACGUCGUUCUGACUUACUUUUUCAUAAAAACCACAAAACCAGCUCCAUCUACGGAGUCUCGACCGUCUUUAUGGUAUAUUCUCACCUACGCUGUAUCAUCUCUCAUGUGGUUUGCCACCAUGGCCUGUGUGGUCCUUGUACUAGUCAGAACCAUGCCAUUUGCGGAUGAGAAAGAUAGGGAAGGGGGCCUCAAGAAUUGCGGCACUAAGUAUAACCAUCAUAAAUGCUACUAUUCCACGGGCAACGCGCAGUUAAACACCCUUGCAAAGAUGAACACGGCGGUUACCGGCUUUAUAGUUUCACUGGUUUGA